This is a messenger RNA of Nyctereutes procyonoides (raccoon dog), 3604 nucleotides long. RefSeq names its product FLVCR heme transporter 2 (gene FLVCR2). NCBI's taxonomy places the organism in Eukaryota, Metazoa, Chordata, Mammalia, Carnivora, Canidae. Gene Ontology annotation, biological process: transmembrane transport; heme export. Gene Ontology annotation, cellular component: membrane. Bases 393 to 1946 code for a protein of 517 amino acids. The transcript has 10 exons. Gene Ontology annotation, molecular function: heme binding; heme transmembrane transporter activity. The record is from RefSeq and is a predicted model, not a curated record.
GGCCCCAAAGCCACCCGGGAGCAGCACCGAGUCCCACCUAGAGGCUCCGUGCCAGGCGCGAACUUUUCUCCGGGACCCAGGGACUGAACUUGGCCUGCACCCGCCCCCCACACACACCCCCGAGGACUCAAGGCCACCGGGAGCCGGGAGCCGGGAGCCGGCUGGGGUGUCCGGGGCCGGCCUGGGGGCCAGCGGUCGGGGCCGAAGACACCAAGGAAAAGUGGGAGCUGAAGCGGGGGGGUGGGGGGCGGUGGGUGCAGGCUUGACGCAGGCUCGGGGCUCGGUGUACUGCGGGGUGGGCCGGGCCGGCGCUGUCAGCCCCAAGGGCGCAGCCGAGGCGCCGUCCCGAGGCCUCCCGGCACCUGUCUCGGGCUCCAGGGGAGGCUGCGGUCAUGGUGAAUGAAGACCCCAACCUACAGGAGUACGACGAUGGCCCCUCGGCGCCCGAGCCUGCACUCCCCGCGGGCCGCAGCGCCUCGGCCCACCCCAGCGUCUCCAUCCACCCCGGCGUCUCGGCCCACCCAAGCAGUUCGGCGCACCCCAGCACCUUGGCCCACCCCAGCAGCUCGCACCCCGAGGAGCUUAGCGUGAUCAAGGUGAGCAAGCGCCGCUGGGUGGUGGUCCUGCUCUUCAGCUGCUACUCCAUGUGCAACGCCUUCCAGUGGAUACAGUACGGCUCCAUCAACAACAUCUUCAUGAACUUCUACGGGGUCAGCGCCUUUGCCAUCGACUGGCUGUCCAUGUGUUACAUGCUGACCUACAUCCCUCUGCUCCUGCCGGUGGCCUGGCUGCUGGAGAAAUUCGGCCUGCGCACCAUCGCCCUCACCGGCUCUGCUCUCAACUGCCUGGGGGCCUGGGUGAAGUUGGGUAGCCUGAAGCCACAUCUCUUCCCAGUCACCGUCCUAGGCCAGAUCAUCUGCUCUGUGGCCCAGGUGUUCAUCCUGGGCAUGCCCUCCCGCAUUGCUUCCGUCUGGUUCGGGGCUAAUGAGGUGUCAACAGCCUGCUCCAUGGCUGUCUUUGGCAAUCAGCUUGGAAUUGCAAUUGGGUUCUUGGUCCCUCCUGUUUUGGUACCCAACAUCGAAGACCGGGACAAGCUUGCCUACCACAUCAGCAUCAUGUUUUACAUAAUAGGAGGCGUGGCCACUCUGCUUUUCAUCCUUGUCAUCAUCGUAUUCAAGGAGAAGCCUAAACAUCCCCCCAGCAGAGCCCAGUCCUUGAGCUAUGCCUUGGCAUCCCCUGAUGCUUCAUACUUCAGUUCCAUUGUCCGGCUCUUCAAAAACCUCAACUUUGUGCUGCUAGUCAUCACCUAUGGUCUGAACGCUGGUGCUUUUUAUGCCUUAUCCACUCUGCUGAAUCGCAUGGUGAUUUUGCACUACCCGGGGGAAGAAGUGAAUGCUGGAAGAAUCGGCCUGACCAUCGUCAUUGCAGGAAUGCUUGGGGCUGUGAUCUCAGGCAUCUGGCUGGAUAGGUCUAAAACCUACAAGGAAACAACCCUGGCGGUCUACAUCAUGACUGUGGUGGGCAUGGUGGUGUACACAUUGACCUUGAACCUGGGACACCUGUGGGUAGUGUUCAUCACCGCUGGCACGAUGGGCUUCUUCAUGACUGGCUACCUCCCACUGGGAUUUGAGUUUGCUGUGGAGCUGACAUACCCAGAAUCAGAAGGCAUGUCGUCUGGCCUUCUGAAUGUGUCUGCCCAGGUAUUCGGAAUCAUCUUCACCAUCUCCCAGGGCCAGAUUAUUGACAACUAUGGAACCAUGCCUGGGAACAUCUUUCUCUGUGUGUUCCUCACCCUUGGAGCAGCCCUCACUGCAUUCAUUAGGGCAGAUCUUCGGAGGCAGAAAGCAAACAAAGAAACUCCUGAGAAUAAACUCCAGGAAGAGGAAGAGGAGGAGGAAGAGAGUAAUACCAGCAAAGCACCCACCACUGUGUCUGAGAAUCUCUGAGAGCAAAAGGUGGUGGUGACUCAGGGACCAUGGAAAGCACUCCCGGCCUCUUCCUUCAGCGCUCACUGCCCGCACACGUCUUCACUGGAGCAGCUUUGGGAGGGAUCCGGCUGGAAUAUUUGUGGCUUGGACGGCAGUGCCUCUGCCUUCUGGAACCCACUCAAGAGCUUGCAUGGUCUAUUUUGGGAGGAUGGCACCUUUCACCAAAUGCACACUCGAUACCCGCCCCCUCCCCCUUGUAGGUUGCGGGAGCUGGUGUGGGGAGAGGCUGCUGGAGAAUGGUGGUACCAUGUCUUCCCCCUUCACCUCGAUCCUGCAAGGAGAGAGCCUGCAAAAUUAUCAUGGAAAGAAAGCCUAUUCAGGAUAUUAACUUUUUCUAGUAUCUAAGACCCUUAGAAGCCCAGUUCUAAGGAGAGGCAGCUACUCUGGAUGAGGGUGAUUUGGGGGUCAUCCAUACUGGCUGCUUAUGUUCUGUGGGUGGAAAAGCACCAUCAGGAAACCCUGCAUCAGAACCAACCCAUCAGGACUCGGCCUCGCUUCUCCUGCCCUAAGGUUGGGGUCUGUUUCCAAACCCUUUCCUAAGAGCUGAUCAAACCAAACAUCAAUAAACUUGACAGAGACUUUGAUGUGGCCGUGAAGGAGAAAUCCACUUGGGAGAGUGAACUACGUAGGUGUGUGAGGGCACUUGGGAAGGUCCGAAUUUGGUAGCUUGAUUUGGGGAUGGGAAAGUUCUUUUCUGCAAAAUCUCUGCCCAGGGACUUCUGUGCAUGUCAUAGUCACCUGAUGCCUUCACGUGGAUACUGCCCUGAGAAACUCUGCCAUUGGCCUUAGUGCUUGCUUUCUUCAAAGGGAGGGAAAUCCCUGCCAAUGUCCUGUAACCUUUUUUUUUUUGUCCUGUAAACUUUACUAAAAACUAACCUUGUUUCAUUCUACCCUGAGAAAUUCACAGAUGCUUCUGAGAUAAGAGGAAAGGAGCAGAAGGAAAGGUGGCCCUUGAAAUGGGAAUUGAGUCUACUUGAAUCAUGUGCAUCCUGCCUCCGGAGGGGAUAGUAUUUGCAUCUCCUCAUCCCCCCUCUCCCCAUCCCCUUCCAGCAAUGAUCUUUUAACAGAUAUUGUAAACUUAAAGGGAUUCCCUUUAAACAACUCAGGGUGACCUCCUGUCUUGUCUGGCCUGCUGUCUGGUUCUACUCACGUGCUGGGGUAGUGUUCCCUGAAAAUAAGACAUUUUAGUAAUUUAUCCUGUGGAUUGAGCAGCUGUGAUCAUGACCAUGGUGCUGUUUGGCUGUGACCACUGCCCAGGCUUGGCAUUUGGCAGCAGAGCCAGGGUGCUUGGACCACUGCCUGAGGGGAGGCGUGUGUGUGUGUGUGUGUGUGUGUGUGUGUGCGCGCAUGCACACGUGCGCACAGACAUUUAAUAUGUUCUGUAUGUAAUAGAAGUUCACACUUGGUGGAGGGAUUGAGUGGGGAGUAGAAGAGAGGUGGAGACAAAGCAUGCCUUACUUUCUGGUAAGGAGAAAGGUGUUUACUCUUCAGCUCCUUAAAACUUUUUAACAAAAUGUUUACCAGAUUAUUCAUUCCUUUAUAAACAUAAUUUGUAUUUUCUAUUUGUAAUACCAGAUGUUUUAAGACAAUAAAAGAUUCUCCAAGUGGUCUUGUCA